CUUCGCGCAUAUAUCUCUGCUAAUUACACCGUCUCUAUGUUCCAGAUACAUCCCACAUCAAAGCGAUAUCUACCGGGAUCGGAUCCCCCCCUUCCAUCUCACCACUCGAACCCUUGUCAUCGUCGGAUGUAAGACCGGUCGACCGGUCCUAUAAAUGGUUCUCAGCUCGGCGAUAAACUGAUAAGGCAUUGGACUGUCUUUAUUCAAAUUAAAAGCACCUGCGUCUUUCGUGAUCCCCUCACCUCUAAUCUCUAUUUCGUUCAGGCUCGUCUCGGAAGCUCAAUCCUCAGAUACCAUGGCUCAAGAUGGACCAACCACAUAUCCAGGCAACUGCCAUUGCGGCGCCGUGCGCUUCGAGAUCCAUCUCGCCAGACCAUUUCAGAUGACUUUCGCAUGUCCGUGUAGACUCUGUGCGAAAACAGGCUGUCCAUGGAUCUUCGCCGAAGACAAUGAGCUGAAGUUCACCAGGGGGCGCGAUACCCUAGCCAGAUACAAGACGCAGAAGGGGGAGCAUGAGUUCUGUGCUACAUGCGGCACCCAGCUCACGGUCCGCAACCACCUUAUCGUCUCAGGCCAGGCUGGUAUAGGUGUCAGCGCACGAGCAUUGCUGGACGUGAAUCCGUUCCAUCUCUCCGUGACCACAUUGCCACCCGCUCCCGAAGAACCGCAACCAUCGCCCGUCACCGAACCGCAACCGACCACCCCGGACGCCUUGAAGGUAUACCAGGGAGGCUGUCAUUGCGGUGCGAUCCAGCUCACCGUGACGAGCCCGCCUCUCCGCCGCGUCCAAGUCAAGGAGGAUAACUGCAGUAUCUGCCAACGGAACGCGAAUGUCUGCAUCUACCCGGCCAAGUCCGCCGUGGCGAUUGAGGAUCCCCGCACCCAGCUCCGGGAGUAUCGCUUUGGCCGGCAAUUCACCGGCCAUCGCUUCUGCGGCGUCUGCGGCGUGCAGCUCUACAUGCAUCUGCAUGGACCCCCGUCGGCGGUGGUGGCGAGGCUGUCGCCCGAGAAGCAGGAGCUGGUCAGGCGGAACUUGGAUGUCGUUCCGGUUCGGGUCGCCGUGCUGGAGGGGGUAGAGUGGAAUGAGAUUCGGGUGGAGAGGGAGGAUGAGGGGACCGAGGGGUAUGUUUUGGGUGCCUGAGGGAAUGGGGGCUAAGCUCCAGUGCGGACUGUUUAGGAUUUGCGCGUGGGUAUGCUGGGUAAUGGUUGCCCGUGUGUGCACACAUACUAUACAUGCUCGAGAAAACUGGCACCCCUUGCGAUUCAUGCGUGGUCUGAAGUCCCUUUGGCCAGUUGUUGCGGUCUGUUGCGCUCAUAGCCCCCUCAUCAGCGCCUUCCUAUCGGCCCAAUCGGUCGAACAUGUCUGAUUCUCCCAGAGACAGUGGGUUAUAGAGGAUCAAACCAAGCUUGGAUAUCAUCUGCACAUCAUCUCGGUGGACCGAAAGUGCG
Molecule: messenger RNA, 1449 nt
Organism: Aspergillus fijiensis CBS 313.89
Lineage: Eukaryota; Fungi; Ascomycota; Eurotiomycetes; Eurotiales; Aspergillaceae
Product: GFA family protein
Exons: 5
Coding region: 296-1141 (281 amino acids)
Molecular function (GO): carbon-sulfur lyase activity
Source: RefSeq, a predicted model, not a curated record